UUUUCCUCCUUUCUGCUGUGCAUAUAAUAAUUUAUGAAAAUAAUCUAACAAGAUAGCGAAUGUGCUAGUUGAUAACCUUUAGAUUUCCUUUUAAAAUGAACUUGUGAAAAAUCAUUUCCAAGUAAUUAUCUGAGCUUAUCUUAUCUGCUUGCAUCAGUGUACUUGAGAACGUUGAAGUUUGUAUCCAGCCAAAGAAAAAUAAUCUCAAUAUUAUGCCUUGAAACUAAUCAUUCCCACUAACAAGUGUGUCAUAAGCACAUGUUAAAAAUAGCAGGAAUUCAGCAUUUCUGCAGAAUACAUCAUUCACAUCUAUAAGAUCUGGACACCAUCCUUCCAACAUACUGCUACACCAGAUUUCCCAGCCAACAACUGGUAUAAGCAAUGGGCUCUUUUAAGCCGAACUUAGAAAAUUUGGAUGUGAGCCAUGAAGUUCUUCAACUGAUUGAACGGAUGCUAGAUAUGCUGAACGACAAGGACCAGAAGCUGUACGAGCUGCAAGGCGAAGUAGACGAAGUCAGAAAAACAGAAGCACAGCUGCGGACGUCGGUGGGCGAGAAGGCGCGGGAACUGGCCGAGUCCCAGCGCCAGGUGGAGCAGCUCAGGAGGAGGGAGAAGCAGCUCGCGAGCCAAGUGGAAGAGCAGCAGAAAACAAUCAGUGAGAAACAGAAGAAAGUGGAUCAGUUGAAAUCUUCGCAAAAACAACUUAGAACUACGGUCGAGUCCUUGAACGCAACUGUGCAGAGCACUGUCAUGUGGACGUUGGUGGAGGCGUACAGCAGCGGCGGCAAGUGGUCGGACCUGCAGCACGGCCUGAAGAAGGCGCUGGCCAAGGGGAGCGAGGCUCGCCGGCAGCUGCGCGCCGUCUCCAAGCACCCCCGCCAGCCGCUGAGGGCCGUGUGCGGGGACGGGCGGGCCGCGCUGCUGCAGCUGCUGCUGGACGCGGGGCUGCCCGCAGGGGGGGUCGUGGGCGGCGACACCCCGCUGCACGCGGCGGCUGCGGCCGGCGGCGCCGAGGCCCUGCAGCUGCUGCUGGACCGCGGCGCGGACCCGGCGACCAGGAACCCCCGCGGGCAGACGCCCCUGGUGGCGGCCGCCGUCGAGGGGCGCGAGGCCACCGCGAAGCUGCUGCUGGCCCGCGGGGCGGACCCGGACGCCCGCGACGCGGAGGGCCGCACGGCGCUGCACUGGGCGGCGGCGCGCGGGCACCCGGUCCUCGCCGGGCUGCUGGUGGCCUCCGGGGCCGACCCGGAGGCCAGGGACUCCGCUGACGCCACUCCCCUGGACCUGGCCCGGACCCACGGCCACGACCAGCUGGUGGAGUUCCUCUCCUCCCGCACGCGCUAGCCACUGUGCGUGGCCUUCCUUGCCUUUUCAAAACACCUUUCUUUGAAUUAUUCAUCCCAUUUCAUACAUCCGCCAUUGCAGUUUUGCACAUAAUUGUAAAAUAAGAAAUAAAAAUGAAAACAAACCCCCAGAAAACAAGCCCAAAUCAGUUUUCCAAACAGACAAACCCAACACACUGUGCUCGUUGUUGCUGUCGUCAUUGUGUUGAUCAUCAUACCUAUUUAGGUUCACCGUUGAGUUUAUCUGUUUGAAAUAAGCUUAUUUAGGUUGUUUUCUGUGGAAUGGUUUUCAUUUUUCUGUCUUAUUUUGCAAUUAUGAAUUUUUCCCGUGACAGACAGUGAAAACUUGUAAUAUAAUGGCGUAUGUCCAAGAAAGUGUAUAAAAUUUGAAAUGACUGUCCAAAUUUAUUUCUCUUUGGAACAGGAAAACACCAAUCUAUUUUAAAGUUAAAUUUUUCGUCAUAAGUAUAUUCCACACUUGUCCAGAUUAUGUAGAAUGCAGUCUAUUCCUGCAUUGGCCGUUGGCUUUUCAUCUACAAGGUAAUUGCGACCCAACAGUCGUCACUUCGAAGAAUCCAGUUACACGUAAAAAACUCAUUAAUUUCAAAAAUGUUACAUGUAAAGCCUCCUAUCACAGGAUGGGGGUUUCCUUGAAAGGUAUGCCAUGGCAGCUGGUAUAGAUGGUUCUGUGACAGAAUUUGCAGAGCGCUGGAUGUUUUCAUAGAAGUUUUUAUAAUUGGUCAUGCUCGAAGGUUUCGAACAAGGUUAAAACGUUAGCCAAUAAUAAGUGUUAUUGUGCUCUUAGUAUUAAAAACAUUAAUUUAUUUUGGAGGUAAUUGAAGUGUUUGAAUCACUGAUUUUAAAUGCGGUAAACAUUGGUCUGUUGAAGCAGUUUCAGCAUUAUGCAACAAUCCAUUUUUAUAUUAUGCAAAAUUUACCAAGAAGCAUUCUGAACUAAACGCCAAUUGCAGCAAUGUCAAUGCAUUGCGACCAUCAUUUCUUUUUUUAUCCACUCUUUCGUGUACACUGAAAGACCUUUAUUGAACCCUUCUUCCUGAAGUUAUACCUCAUUUUCGGUAAUUAUUGCUGCCGUACUUAAAAUUAAUUUUCGUCGAGUAGGAAGCAUUUGUUUACAAUGUCGCCUCGCACUAGCUAGACCUGCACCAGCCACAAUUCUACGUGUGAUAGUUUCUUCCAUAGAAACACCCAUACCUGCUGCUACUGAGGCUUGGCUAGCAGUUUUGCUGGAAGCCUCUAGCAGAGCCUGUACGAAACCUUUCAUCGUGUGGUAGGGCCUUAUGAAUUACUCAAAACGAUUUAAUGUGUAAACUGAAGCCUUAAUAACAUGACUGAGAUAACUAAUUAUUGGAAACCACUCAUAGGUCUAUGGGUUGUUCAUUGGGGUUAAUUCUUAUCAGUAUGAUCGAUUUGUGAAUGGCAACAAAUCAUUUGAAGGACGUGUUAUAUCGUAAUAAGGAUAAUUAAAACAUUGUUCUUUAAUAUAAUUUUUUCCUAUAAAUGUUCGCCACACCAUUUUAAAAUGUAAAUUUUUUUACUGGUCUGAUGUAACCGAUCCUUCAAUUCAUAACCAUUUAAGUUUGUUAGAUUUUUUAGGUAUGAACCAAAUGUUAUUUUUUGUGAUAACUAUUUGUGUUCAAAUCUUAAUAUUUUUUCCUCAAAUUCUGAUAUUGCUAGGACUACCUCUCUUCGUGGAGAGGUAUCACUACCUAGUACAUAUUUAGACUCUAACCUAAGUGUUAAACAGCUAAUCAGCUAACGAUCACAUAACUAGUUAGAUAUUUAUAGAAUAGCAAUGUUUAAUGGCCAACUAAAUCCAGUGAGAACUAACCAAAUGUCAGAAUGAAGAGAUUUUAAGCUGAUUUUAAAAACUUUUUCCGUUCAUUUCCGAAGAGUUCUGGUGGUUUUGCGACACUGAUUAUUUUGCAUGCUCUAUUAUCUCCCAGUUAAUUAGAAUCGUAGUUUAUGGCUUCUCUCGGUCAGUAAAAUUACAAUGUUCGAAACCAGUGACUUAUAUUAAAUGUUUCUUCGGGAUUUUACAAUUUCUUGCCAUUAAAGACUGGUCACUCUCUUGCUGAGUACAUGUGAAGCAGAGUCGAGCUUAGCACUGGCCACGUCUGCGUGGGAUCUGAACACAGUGUUUCGCGUGAUGAGACUACACUUCUACUGCGCAUGUGCCCACGCCACACAAUGCACACGCAAUGUUCAAACACCAGAUUUUUAUGAGGGCGAAUGAUAGUGUUUGUGCACCACAGAUCAUUACUUGAUUAUUCCUGCAUACGUGCGAAGGAGUUAUCUACAUUCCAACCGGUUUCAGCAUGAUAACAAGAAAGUUGUUUAUGAUUACAGACGAUUUGCUAGCUCAAAAUAAACCCUGAUUGUUCAUAUCUGACACUUAGAAGAGAUAAUACUUCAACAUGAGAUUACUAUAGCUGAGAAAUAGGUUUGCCACAUAAGGUUCACUUUUCCUAGAAUGAAGAAAGUAAAAAAGUAACGAUUAAAAUGUAUUCUGGCCUUACUUUAAUCACAUAUGUUUACGUCAGAUAUUGAUCUAUAUGCCUAUCCUUCACUUAGUUUAACAAUUUUUCACAGUGCUUGAUUGAUUAGUAUUGCUACACAUUGUAAUUUAUUCCUUCAGUUAGAAGCACUAGCUUCUUAAGAGUAAUCCGUGGUGAUGGAUGUGAUAAUUAUAUUAUUUCGUAAUCUGUGGAGUAGGGUUUUAUCUGGUUGUUUAUUUAGCUAGGACAAAAUGUAUUUUAUUAUAUGCAUGUAUAUGUGCAAUUAUACUGACUAAUACUGUAAAUGUUGGCUUUCAAGUUAUUCAAAAUCAUAUAUUCUCUAAAAAUCUUUAAACAUUGUUGUAAUAUCUUAUAAUUACUAAAAAUUUGUUUUCAUUAUAUUUUGUUAAAAGUAUACAAAAUAAACUUAUGAC
Bacillus rossius redtenbacheri is the source of this 4293-nucleotide messenger RNA. RefSeq names its product 26S proteasome non-ATPase regulatory subunit 10-like. Gene Ontology annotation, molecular function: protein binding. Lineage: Eukaryota; Metazoa; Arthropoda; Insecta; Phasmatodea; Bacillidae. The transcript is spliced from 7 exons. The coding region runs from base 382 to 1344 and encodes 320 amino acids. The record is from RefSeq and is a predicted model, not a curated record.